CUGGGAUCGGCUGGCAGCCUAUCAGGCGAUAUCUUUCAUCAGAACAAAACAAAACAUACAUCGAGAAUUCAACCAUAACUACAUCAAGAACGCGACUAUUUCCAUCAUCGAAAGCUCUCUUUAUCCUGCUCAUUAAAAGUUCGUCUGGAUAAAACCAUGCCACCCACCAAAACUCUCAACGAUGAUAUCGAGAGCGGCCAAAGCCAGACAACCACUAUCAACGAGGAGACGCCGCUGUUGAUAAGCCAAACUGAUCAUCGAGCAGGGCCUGAUAAUGAUACUGUUGAGGAGGCAGAACAAGAUGAAAGAAGCAGAUAUACGCGUAGUUACUUUGCUUGGAGGAUAUUCUGGACUGUUGCUGCGAUCACAGUGACGGUUAUCUUUGUCAAGGCUUGGAUCGAUGCUGGGGCGGAUGUCAACUUCGACCUGAAGGGAGCGCUUAAACGGGCUUUGGGUGGUGGUAUAAGCGGUGCUGCGGCCAUGGUGCUUCAGGUGUUGCUUUUGAUGCCCUUACGAACCAUCAUGAACUAUCAAUACCGCUUCGGCACGUCGUUCACCACUGCUACCAAGACUCUCUACCGACAGGGUGGUCUCCGUCGGUACUACGAUGGAAUGGGAGCUGCUCUCUUUCAAGGACCAGCAGCCCGCUUCGGCGACACCGCCGCCAACGCCGGCAUCCACGCCCUCCUCCAAUCCAACUCCUUUCUCAAGCGCCUGCCCAUCACCAUCCAGGAUAUCUUCGCCUCGCUCUGCGCCGCCGCCUUCCGGAUGAUCCUGACACCCAUCGACACUUUGAAAACUACCCUCCAAGCUCAGGGACCCCGAGGCACCGCCAUUCUCCGGCAACGUAUCAAGACAGACGGCAUCGGCAGUCUCUGGUGGGGCGCCUUUGCGACGGCCGCGGCGACUUUUGUGGGUAACUACCCGUGGUAUGCGACGCAUGAUUAUUUGCUGGAGAUCAUACCGGAGCCGGCGAAGCACCCGUUGGGGAUCUGGUUGCUGAGAUUGGCGUUUGCGGGGUUCGUGGCGAGCGUGGUGAGCGACUCGGUGUCGAAUUCGUUGAGGGUGGUGAAGACGUAUCGGCAGGUUAACGAUAAGGAGGUCUCUUAUUCCGAAGCAGCGAGGCUGGUCAUUGUCAAUGAUGGCAUCAGGGGCUUGCUUGGCCGCGGAUUGAAGACGCGGAUUUUGUGCAAUGGCCUUCAGGGCUUGAUGUUUUCCAUUCUGUGGAAGUUGUUCCUUGAUUUGUGGAACAACAAGACUGCCCAUCUUUGAGUAGCAGUCAAGGUUUACAUCUGUCGCACUUUUGCACUGAAAUGAUCAGUCGGGGCACGCUGGCAGUCAUCGAACCAUUCAGGCAAUUGUGGCUGUCCGACACUCAGUGGACGUUUGUCUAUGGGUGACUACAACAGGCAGCAGCAGAGAAUUAUAGAAAUAUAAUAUGAUUGUUU
Neurospora crassa OR74A is the source of this 1448-nucleotide messenger RNA. RefSeq names its product mitochondrial carrier domain-containing protein. The coding region runs from base 157 to 1272 and encodes 371 amino acids. The record is from RefSeq and is a predicted model, not a curated record. Lineage: Eukaryota; Fungi; Ascomycota; Sordariomycetes; Sordariales; Sordariaceae. The transcript has 6 exons.